AUGUCGUUGGGCUACGCGGACCGCCUGUCCUUCCGGGAGGACCUGGGAGGCAGGCUGGGGGCGCCCGAGCUUUUUGAUGACGCAGCGCGCGUGGCCGAUGAGGUCGAGCGGCUGGCGGAGAUGGUGCGGUGCGCAGAGCGCGUGGUCGCGUUCACGGGCGCCGGCAUAUCCACGGCCUGCGGCAUACCCGACUUCAGAGGCCCCGGCGGCGUGUGGACGCUGCAGCGCGCGGGCAAGCCGCCGCCGCGGCUGCAGACCAGCUUCGUUUACGCCAAGCCCAGCCUCACGCACAUGGCCCUGGUGGCCCUCAUGCAGGCCGGCAAGCUGACUUACAUAUGCUCCCAAAACGUGGACGGCCUGCACCUGCGCAGCGGGGUGCCCCGCGCCCAGCUCGCGGAGCUGCACGGAAACUGCUUCGCGGAGCGCUGCCGGCGCUGCGGGGCCGAGUACGUCCGAGACUUCGAGAUGGACACGGUGGGGUUCAAGCCGUCGGGGCGCGGCUGCACACGGCCGGGCUGCAGGGGGAAGCUUCAUGACCACAUCUUGGACUGGGAGGACGCCUUGCCGGAUGACGAGCUCGAUGAGACGGAGCGGCGCGCUGACGAGGCGGACCUGUCCAUCUGCCUGGGCACCAGCCUGCAGAUCGUGCCCGCAGCCAACCUGCCCCUGCGCACCCUCAAGACAGGCGGCCAGCUGGCCAUCAUCAACCUGCAGGCGACCCCGAAGGACCGCCGUGCCACGCUGGUGGUGCACGCCAGGGUGGACGGCGUGAUGGCGCUGCUGCUGCGGCGGCUGGGGCUGGGUGUGCCUCGGUACACGCGCUCAGACGCCGUGGUGGUGGGCCACAGGGCCUGGAAGGACAGGCGGGCGUUUGAGGAGGCGGGCGGCGAGGAGGAGGACGCGCAGCAGCAGCAGCAGCAGCAGGAUCUGGACCAGCAGCAGAAGCCGCAGCAGGAGCACCAGCAGGAAAAGCAGCUGCAGGAAAAGCAGCUGCAGGAGCAGCAGCAGCAGGAAGAGCAGCAGCAGGGAAAGCAGCAGCAGCAGGACGGGCACAGCAAUGGCUGGGGCUUCACCCUCACUUUGUCGAGCGUGCACGGCGCCGAAUGCCCGCUGCCGAUGGUGCGGGCUGCUGAGGUGGCGUUCCCGGGCACGCCCGGCCUGCGGCCCGCGCGGCUGGAGGGAGGCGCACCGCUCACCGUGCGGCGGUGGGUGGGAGGGGGGGAGGGCCGCGGCGUUGUCGUGGCGAGGGUGCGGCUGCUGCUGGUGGAUGCUGCUGACGAGGACAAGCGGGUCGUGGAGUUUGACUACACUUUGACCCCCGCCCGGACAGCCGUGCCCCAGACCAUCACAUUUGAGACGCAGCGCCAUGACUACUCGGAUCAGCAGCAGCGCCUCUGCGGUGAGCUUGAGGCCUCCGCCGCGGCGGCCAGGGCGGCGGCGGCGGCGGGGGCAGGCGGCGGUGGCGUGGGCAGGGGCGGCGGCGCGCGGGCGAAGGGGCGCCCCCGGGCCGCGGGCAGCGGGGCGGGCGCGCGGUACGAGGAACGGGAGGUGGAGGGGCGGGAGGUGGAGGAGGAAUUGGAGGACGGCGGCGGCGGCGGUGCUGCAGCGGGCGACGGGGCCGGCCGCGGCACGGGCGCGGGCGCCGGCGGCACUGGGCGGGCCCGGAAGAAAGCCAGGCGCCUGAACCUGUAG
Messenger RNA from Monoraphidium neglectum, 1692 nucleotides. Its product is annotated as mono-ADP-ribosyltransferase sirtuin 6. The transcript has 9 exons. The record is from RefSeq and is a predicted model, not a curated record. Lineage: Eukaryota; Viridiplantae; Chlorophyta; Chlorophyceae; Sphaeropleales; Selenastraceae. Gene Ontology annotation, molecular function: NAD+ binding. Bases 1 to 1692 code for a protein of 563 amino acids.